Molecule: messenger RNA, 306 nt
Organism: Zymoseptoria tritici IPO323
Lineage: Eukaryota; Fungi; Ascomycota; Dothideomycetes; Mycosphaerellales; Mycosphaerellaceae
Exons: 1
Biological process (GO): regulation of transcription by RNA polymerase II
Molecular function (GO): DNA-binding transcription factor activity, RNA polymerase II-specific; RNA polymerase II cis-regulatory region sequence-specific DNA binding
Source: RefSeq, a predicted model, not a curated record
AUGGAGUCCACCGAAGGAAUCGACUACUCUGCCGAAACCGCCAGGGACCUCAAGCCUCCAUACUCUUACGCGCAACUCAUUGGCAUGGCGAUUCUCGGCACCGAGGAGCAGCAGAUGACUCUCAACAACAUCUACAAAUGGGUAAUGUCCAACUAUGCAUUCUACCGCCACAAUACCGCUGGCUGGCAGAACAGUAUUCGUCACAAUCUCAGCUUGAACAAGGCUUUCACCAAAAUCCCGCGUCGCACGGACGAGCCUGGAAAGGGCAUGAAGUGGAUGAUUGCGCCUGAUGAGUUUGACAAUUUC